This is a messenger RNA of Jaculus jaculus (lesser Egyptian jerboa), 2709 nucleotides long. RefSeq names its product paired box 8 (gene Pax8). Gene Ontology annotation, biological process: anatomical structure development; regulation of transcription by RNA polymerase II. The coding region runs from base 34 to 1635 and encodes 533 amino acids. The transcript is spliced from 13 exons. Lineage: Eukaryota; Metazoa; Chordata; Mammalia; Rodentia; Dipodidae. Gene Ontology annotation, molecular function: DNA-binding transcription factor activity, RNA polymerase II-specific; RNA polymerase II cis-regulatory region sequence-specific DNA binding. The record is from RefSeq and is a predicted model, not a curated record.
GGUGGGAUAAAACUGGUAGGCGAUGCCCGGUAGAUGGGAGCAAACUUCAGAAGACUGAAGAGACACCGGGCCCAGGGCACCCUUACUGGCAGAUCCAGGCAGGGAGGGUCUGUGGCCAGCCAGCCAGGUCUGUGCUGGGUAGCUGCGUGGUGCCUGGCGGCUGCCCGGACCUAUGUAAGGAAGCUACAGGAGUGCUCUACAGGCUGUGAAAGAUUCCCGGAGAUGCCUCACAACUCCAUCAGAUCCGGCUCUCCAUCACUACACUGGAAGCUUCAUGAAGGCCAUGGAGGGCUGAACCAGCUUGGAGGGGCCUUUGUGAAUGGCAGACCACUGCCAGAAGUGGUCCGCCAACGCAUCGUGGACUUGGCCCACCAGGGUGUUAGGCCCUGUGACAUCUCUCGCCAGCUCCGUGUCAGCCAUGGUUGUGUCAGCAAGAUCCUUGGCAGUAGGUACUACGAGACUGGCAGCAUCCGGCCUGGAGUGAUAGGAGGCUCCAAGCCCAAGGUGGCCACCCCCAAGGUGGUAGAGAAGAUUGGGGACUACAAGCGGCAGAACCCCACCAUGUUUGCCUGGGAAAUUCGAGAUCGGCUCCUGGCAGAGGGUGUCUGUGACAAUGAUACUGUGCCCAGUGUCAGCUCCAUCAACAGAAUCAUCCGGACAAAAGUGCAACAACCAUUCAAUCUUCCCAUGGACAACUGUGUGGCAAGCAAGUCCUUGAGCCCAGGACACACACUGAUCCCCAGCUCAGCGGUAACGCCUCCAGAGUCACCUCAGUCGGAUUCUCUGGGCUCCACCUACUCCAUCAAUGGGCUUCUGGGAAUUGCUCAGCCUGGAAGUGACAGCAAGAGGAAGAUGGAUGACAGUGACCAGGAAAGCUGCAGACUGAGCAUUGAUUCUCAGAGCAGCAGCAGCGCACCCCGAAAACAUCUUCGCACGGAUGCCUUCAGCCAGCAUCACCUGGAGGCAAUUGAGUGCCCUUUUGAGCGGCAGCACUACCCAGAGGCUUAUGCCUCCCCCAGCCACACCAAAGGUGAACAGGGGCUCUACCCACUGCCUUUGCUCAACAGUACCCUGGAGGAUGGGAAGGCCACCCUGACACCUUCCAAUACACCCCUGGGAAGAAACCUGUCAACUCACCAGACCUACCCUGUUGUGGCAGCAGAUCCUCAUUCACCCUUCGCCAUAAAGCAGGAAACCCCUGAGCUGUCCAGUUCUAGCUCCACCCCUUCCUCUUUAUCUAGCUCCGCCUUUUUGGAUCUGCAGCAAGUCGGCUCUGGGGGCCCAGCGGGUGCCUCGGUCCCAACCUUCAAUGCCUUUCCCCAUGCUGCCUCCGUGUAUGGGCAGUUCACGGGCCAGGCCCUCCUUUCAGGGCGAGAGAUGGUGGGGCCCACACUGCCAGGAUACCCACCCCACAUCCCUACCAGCGGACAGGGCAGCUAUGCCUCUUCUGCCAUCGCAGGCAUGGUGGCAGGAAGUGAAUACUCUGGCAAUGCCUACGGCCACACUCCCUAUUCCUCCUACAAUGAGGCCUGGCGAUUCCCCAACUCCAGCCUGUUAAGUUCCCCAUAUUAUUAUAGCUCCACAUCAAGGCCAAGCGUACCACCCACCACUGCCACAGCCUUUGACCAUCUGUAGUUGCCAUGGGGACAGUAGGAGCAAUCAGGCAACAGGAGGACUGGGCCUGGGACAGCCCCAGAGAAUCAUACAAAGGAAUCUUUAUUUAUUACACAAAAAACAACCACAAUUAUAGCAUUUCAGCUCACUUCCCUGUGUGGUUAAUUUAAUGAACCAUGAAAGACAGGAUGACCUUGGAGAAGGUCCUCCAAGACUCCUUUAAUGAGGGCCAGGAGUUCUACGAUAUGAGAACCAUCCUAUUCCAAAAGAGACAGUUUUGGAGGAGAAAUGUGUCCAGGCUGGUACCCACCAAAGGAAAGAAGAGGCAACACAAGGAACUUUGAAGGGGAUACAGUAAUACUGUCUGUGCCCAAAGGUGCACAAGGGCACCUGCAUGAUGCUGUCAUCAACACAACUUCAGCAACUGUGGACUGUAAGCAAGUCCUUCUGGCCCGUAAAUCAGCCUGGGGCCAAGUCUCUCCCCGUCAUUCACCCUGCAAGUCACCUCCUUCAGUCUUCAGCUACCUGCUCAGCUUUCUGCUCAGCUUGCUUGACUCUUCCUACACCUCCUUCCCAAUUGUGAGGAAGGGCUAGGUGAGUUAAUCAGCAACUUCACCAGGAUGUCAGCUGACCCACCCUCUGCCUGCUGCUGUGAGUUUACCAGCACCACCUUAGCCUCUCUUCCAGAGGCCUUUAGAGACCAGCCCAAAGCAGCUGGAGACACAAAUUCCUGAGGGCCUUCACACCUGGGAAGCACAGUGAGGACAAAGAACAUAUAAUGGCUGGGACCACUUCAUCUUCCCAACAGCACCUGUCACAUCAAGUGUAUUCUCUGCAACUCUGGCCCACAAGCCAUGCUGAAGCCACCCUCUGAAAGCAGCAACAGGUUUCCUCUCUGGCCCCCAUACCACUUGACUGUAAAUACUGUAAAUGAAUCUUUGAUUGGGUCAAGCUCCCCUCUUUACACUCUGCAGACUUUGGCCUCUGAGUGAAUUUUCUCCCUACCAUGUUGGGCUUUUCUCCUUAAUGUUUCCUUUUUUAAAGAAGACCCACCAUUACCACACAACUCAAUAAACCAUUACUCUUGGUCUCAGG